Molecule: messenger RNA, 935 nt
Organism: Alligator sinensis (Chinese alligator)
Lineage: Eukaryota; Metazoa; Chordata; Crocodylia; Alligatoridae
Gene: GZMM
Product: granzyme M
Exons: 4
Coding region: 1-855 (284 amino acids)
Biological process (GO): proteolysis
Molecular function (GO): serine-type endopeptidase activity
Source: RefSeq, a predicted model, not a curated record
AUGAUGCAGCCUCAGUGCCUCUUGCUCCUGCUUUCUGUGCUGUGCAGCCCUUUGGCCUCUGCUUGUAAGUACAAGGAGGCACAAGCUGGGGACACUGGGUGGGGACAGCUUGGCCCCUCCUCGCUCACCCUCGGGGCUUUUCGUCUUUCAGAUGAAUGGCAGAGACAGGCGAAUUGCACACAGUGGAGUCGGAUCGUGGGAGGCCAGGAAGCCAAGCCCCACUCCCUGCCCUACAUGGCCUAUCUGAGGAAAGCCAAUGGCUCUUUCUGCGGGGGAAUCCUGGUGGAGCCAGACUGGGUGCUGACCGCCGCUUACUGCAUAGGGUCCUCGAUGGUCAUCCUGGGCGCUCACGACAUCAGCAUAUUGGAGAAGACUCAGCAAAGGUUCACCGUGCAGAGUGUUCACCCGCACCCUAAUUACAACAGCCGUACCCAGAAGGACGACAUAGCCCUGCUCAAGCUCCAUGAGAAAGCCACCAUCACUGCAUUCGUCAAGGUCAUUAGACUGCCUAAGAAGGGAAGCACCCUCCACAAAGGGACCAAGUGCAGCACAGCUGGAUGGGGCCUCAAUGACCAAGAGAAGCCCUCAAACAAGCUCCAUAAGAAAGACGUCAUUGUCCACUCGUGGAAGGAUUGCAGUCAGCUAUAUCCCAGCCUCAGCAAAAAGAGUAUCUGUGCAGGGAGCAACAGCAGGAACAGGGACUCCAAUACGGGGGACGAAGGCAACCCUCUGAUCUGCAACGAAGUACCACAAGGAAUCUUAUCGCAAAUGCCCUCCAGACCUCCGGCCUUUUACACCCUCAUCAGCCCAUACUACAACUGGAUCCAGGAGACCAAGCGGAAGGCAAGCAACUGAGCUAUCGACUCAAGCCCUAGUCUUCUCCCGCCCCCCCUGCUGCUUUUGUGCAUUUUCCUGUGCUGCAUUCACCUGCUUGG